AAGCAUGCUGGGCGGCGCUGGAGGAGGCGGCUCGGGGCAGCAGCACGACGAGCAGGAGCAGAAGAUGGCGCAGCAGGAAGAGAUGAAGCGACAGGCGCUCAGCACCAUUCUCGACGCCGACGCCAGAGAUAGAUUAUCGCGCAUCUCGCUCGUCAAGCCCGAAAAGGCGCGGGCGAUCCAGGACCUGUUGAUCCGCAUGGCCCAGUCCGGACAGGUCCGGCAGCGCGUCACGGAGCAGCAGCUCAUCGGGCUGCUUGACCAGGUUGAAGGUAACUCGGCAGAUGGCUCAGGCACAGCGAGCAAGAUUACUUACACGAGAAAGAAGACGGCGAUGGACGAUGACGACGACUUUGACCUGUAGCAGCACAUAUCAAUUUUCAUCGAAUCAUGCAGAGCUCGAGCCCGUCUUUGUCGCCGCCGCGUGAGCCUAUCGAGAGUGCGAGCAGAGCAGCGUUGGCCGGGUUGAUUGCCACGCAG
Messenger RNA from Acaromyces ingoldii, 477 nucleotides. RefSeq lists its product as hypothetical. Bases 5 to 361 code for a protein of 118 amino acids. Gene Ontology annotation, molecular function: DNA binding. The record is from RefSeq and is a predicted model, not a curated record. Gene Ontology annotation, cellular component: cytosol; nucleus. The transcript is spliced from 3 exons. Lineage: Eukaryota; Fungi; Basidiomycota; Exobasidiomycetes; Exobasidiales; Cryptobasidiaceae.